CUGUCGAAAAAUACAGUCUGGCCACUCGGGUUUCGGAUCAGAAUUGUAAAAUUUGUGUUCGAAUUUCGUUGAAUUCAUUGUGAUUUUGAGAAGUAUGAGAUGUGUCGAGACGGCCGUGAAAAGUUGUGCUAUACUUUUUCUUCUGUGUGUAUUCCUAAUUCAAAAUGUUUCCGGUUUGCGGAAGUACACUAAAGAGGAUAUGAUCCGACUUCGGGAAGAGGUACGUGCCAUGUUCCAGCAUGCCUACGAUGGAUAUUUGAAGUAUGCAAGUAAAUACGACGAACUGCGGCCGUUGUCCUGCGAUGGAAUUGACACCUGGGGCAGCUACUCGCUGACGUUGAUUGAUGCCCUCGAUACGCUAGCCGUCAUGGGAAACUAUUCCGAGUUCCGACGGGUGGUGGGACUGUUGGAACGAAAAUCAUUCGACAGUGACAUCAACGUGUCGGUGUUUGAGACAAACAUCCGGAUCGUAGGAGGACUGAUCAGUGCCCAUUUGAUGAGCCACAAGGCUGGUGUUGAGCUGGAAUCGGGUUGGCCGUGCAGUGGGCCAUUGCUUCGGUUGGCGGAAGAUGUGGCAAGUAGGCUCCUGCCGGCGUUCGAAACCCGAACGGGGAUGCCGUACGGAACGGUUAAUCUCAAGUAUGGCGUUCCGUAUGGGGAAACCAGCGUGACUUGUACGGCUGGAAUCGGUACAUUCAUUGUCGAGUUUGGGGCACUGAGUCGCUUAACGGGAAAACCGAUUUACGAGGAAGUGGCAUUGAAUGCACUGUACGCUCUGUACAAACAUCGAUCCUCGAUUGGACUGUUCGGGAAUCAUAUUGAUGUUCAGACCGGUCGUUGGACGGCACAGGAUGCCGGGAUCGGUGCUGGUGUGGAUUCAUACUACGAAUACCUGGUCAAAGGGGCAAUCAUGCUCAACAAACCGGAUUUGAUGCACAUGUUCAACGAAGGACGAAAGGCAAUCGAUAAAUAUUUGAAGCGAGACGAUUGGCACGUCUGGGUUAGCAUGAACAAAGGGCAGGUCACACUGCCAGUUUUUCAGUCACUGGAAGCCUACUGGCCCGGUGUGCUAAGUCUGUUCGGAGACACGAGUGUGGCGAUGAAAACGCUUCACAAUUAUCAUACGGUUUGGAAGCAGUAUGGAUUCCUGCCGGAGUUUUAUAACAUUCCGAAUGCUGAAGCCGGAGCGAAUCGAGAAAACUAUCCCCUGAGACCGGAACUGAUCGAAUCGGUGAUGUAUCUUUACCGGGCAACCGGUGAUCCGUACUUGCUGGAAGUGGGAGAAGAUAUCCUGCGCAGUAUCGAGCACAGUGCCAAGACACCCUGCGGAUAUGCGACGAUCAAAAACGUUCGCGAUCAUCACAAGGAAGAUCGGAUGGAGUCGUUUUUCCUGGCCGAGACAACCAAAUAUCUCUAUCUGCUGUUUGAUUCGGACAAUUUCAUUCACAACGAUGGCCGAAUGGGCACGGUUAUCGGAACUCCGCACGGCGAAUGCAUAAUCGAUGCGGGAGGGUACAUUUUCAACACCGAAGCCCAUCCAAUCGAUCCGUCAAUGCUUCGCUGUUGCCAUGAACUGCCCUAUCAGAAUCUGUUUGCCGACUACAGCCGUGAGAAGUUCGCCGGGGAACGUUUGGAUCUGAGCCGUACCCGUGAAAUGGCUCCGAUGGAGGAGAUUCCAAAAAUGGAAAACGUGUCCGUUGUGGAAGCCCAACUGGAGGAUUCCAUCCCGACGGCUGUGCUGGAGGAACUGGGAGCUAAACUAGCCGAAGCUAGACAGGCUCUGGCAAAGAAACGUCUCGAGGAAGCAUUUAACCGGGCGCAGGAAUCACUUAAAAAACAACAAACCGAAUCCGUCUCUAAACCGGACAUGAAUGUAACUGCGACGGAUGAUAGUUUGAUAGUGCCGAUCAAUAAGCAAUCGGAUGCGGACGACAGAAUUUCGCCAACUCCUAUGGUAGACGAUUCCGAACGGAUGACCACGGUCAGUCUUACGGCUUCGGCUCGGGAUCCGGAUGAGAAGAGUUCCGUUGCACAGACGAUGCUAAACGAAAGUCAGGAACAGUCGGAUAUUGUGAUGAUAGGCACUGGGUCCGCUAUUCCGAUGGAGGAACCACCAACAACGACGGCGGACGUGGACGAGGAGGAAUCAAAUCCGGCCAAGAAGUUUUUCUCCGACAACAGUUCGGUUGAUGGUGACGGUGAUCAUCAGGUGAUUCCUCCCACCGUUUCGGACGACCAUCAGCAGAUGCAGAGGUCCAAAAAUGUCAACAAUACGAUUGCCGACUUCGUUCAAAACAUGUUCAAAACAAAGGUGUACCAUAAGACGAAAUUUGAGCCGGAUGAACUGCUCCGUCGGAUCAAGGAAAGUGGUCACCACCGGAACAGCAGCUGGGCUAGCAACUACGGGCUGUUGACGUGCAAGGCGCAACCCUUUCUGCAGAGGAUAACGCUGUUGGGGGAAUUUUUCUAGGUCGCGAAAAAUAAACUGAUGUACGAACUGCAAAAAAUUCGGCCACACAGCUACUUACUGUAGUAAUAAAUCAAAAUGUAUUAAGUGUGAAGGGCCUCAUAAAGAUAAUGAUUGCAACAAGGAAA
This is a messenger RNA of Malaya genurostris, 2595 nucleotides long. It is a transcript of the gene Edem1, whose product is annotated as ER degradation-enhancing alpha-mannosidase-like protein 2. Gene Ontology annotation, molecular function: calcium ion binding; mannosyl-oligosaccharide 1,2-alpha-mannosidase activity. Gene Ontology annotation, cellular component: endoplasmic reticulum; membrane. Lineage: Eukaryota; Metazoa; Arthropoda; Insecta; Diptera; Culicidae. The record is from RefSeq and is a predicted model, not a curated record. The transcript has 2 exons. The coding region runs from base 95 to 2470 and encodes 791 amino acids. Gene Ontology annotation, biological process: carbohydrate metabolic process; endoplasmic reticulum mannose trimming; mannose trimming involved in glycoprotein ERAD pathway.